Molecule: messenger RNA, 21939 nt
Organism: Porites evermanni
Lineage: Eukaryota; Metazoa; Cnidaria; Anthozoa; Scleractinia; Poritidae
Source: the annotation of a GenBank genome assembly
AGAAAAUAUGUUCGUUUUCAGAAUUUAGUGGUUGUUCUUAUAGGCGUUAUUACCAUGUUAUCGCUCGUCCUUUUGUAUGAGGCAACACGGCCACACUCGAAUCUUCGCACGAUGUUAACCGCGAGAGCCCGCAGACAUAAGUUAUUUAAGAAAAAUUUUGGAAAUAAUAGUGCUGCAUGCAGGCUUCCCAACUUAGAUCCAUUUCACUCCAGUGUAGCACAGUUUAUGAAAGAUCUUGGCAGGCUAAACUGCGAUGGCGUGAGUUAUUCAAGCUUUGAGAACAACGUGCUUGUGGUCGAAGGCGAAGGUAUCGCUUCCGCUCAGUACAGAAAGAUCGCGAGAACACCUGGCGAUGACUUUGCUGUUGUCUUGUCGGAUCCAUUAGAGGUUCGAAAUGACAGUUGGAGUCCAAGGGACGAGGAUGGCAGUCAGAAAGGUAAAAAAUUUGCAUUCACGCCUAUCCCCUAUUUGCUGGGCUACUUAAUGAAAGGAUACUGUUGUUGCCGGUAAAUAAACUAACGUUGUAAGGGCGCCCGUUGUAAGUAAGUAAGUAAGUAAGUAAGUAAGUAAGUAAUUUUAUUUAACCACAUAUCGCAAAUGAGCGAUAGCUCGUUUAAAUGUAAAUGUGCCAAAUGUUGACUAAUUGAACUAAACCUAUUUGUAGAUACCAGAGGUCUUCUCGCUUACCAGCGUCAAGAAGCGUGAAGAAGCUUAAGAGCUGGUCGGCGAGAUACGUCUGGCUCAGGCCGUGAAGUGUUUUAUAGCACGCCGCUUCGCUCCUCAGCUGGCUGGCUUCGCCGCUCCGAGAGCAAAAAACCUCUGGCACCGAGGGUAAAUUGAAUGGAACGGUGAUCAUGAAAGUUUUAGCUUUUCUCAAGCUUUAAAAAUUUCUACGCAAUAUUUGACUCCUUCGAACAGUUAUUUUACAGAAAAAAGUCGUGAGGUACCCCUCUGCAGCUGCAUUAGCCUAAUUCCAGACAUGUCGACUAUACGAAAGCAGGGGGUCAUGUUUGCGAUAACAAUUUCGAAAUAUUGGUUUUAAGAAUGACUUAUAAAUGUUUUUUCUUCGGGUCUGCAAAGCAGAUCAUACGAUUUGUCCCCCAACACUCCGAUUCUUGAUUUCGAUUCUAAAACUCGUAAUUUUCGUUUUAAUUUUAAGAAAUUACCGCAAGAUCCGGCGGCUCAGAAGCCUCACGUUCUCGACGCCUUGAAUAAAUUACUAAUUAAUUUAUAAUUUAUCAGAGAGAUCUUGAUUAAAAAGGUUGUCGAGACUGCCAAUGGUUUUCAUGAGCGGUAUUAUGCUAUUGUAUUAACUCAGCGUGUCAGAGGUCAGGCUUUUCAAUUUCGCUUUAACUUCUUAAAUCGAAACUUUGUCGGUAACGCAGUAAAUGAGUCGCUCUUCUUCAAUGGUGAGUAUCUGGGGAUCACCCUACAUCGAACCCGCGGGGUUAUUUCUUAUCUGAAUUGCCUAAACGGGGAAAGUCCGCCGGGAGGUCCGCCUGAAAGGGGUACCUUUUUUUCAGGCUACAGGUAUAUAAAAGGGAGGAGAUUACAUUAGUUGAAAUAUGUCAUAAGGUAGGGAAAUCUGUCAUUUCAGCCUCUAAAAUAGCUUGAAAUGGCUAACAGAUACAUUUUAUGGUUGAAAAGAAGUCGAGAAAAUGUUCUGGUUUUGUGAUUUAUUUAUAACUGAAAGAACGUGCGUUUACACAAUAGUUAAAAGGGACUAGGUAAACAUGCGAAAAGGGUACCACGUAAGGGAUGCCUUACAAAAUGGUAUAUAAAUGUUAAUGACCUUAACGCCUUCCCGAAUUAAAUUGAAGACCCCUGGGUUAACGAACAUAUUAUCAUAGGGGUUUGUCGACGACCAGCUACCUUAACGGUUACAGCAAUGUUUUUUGCUAGUGGAAGGAAAAUUACCAUGCAAGCACAGCCUUUUUUAAGAAUUGUGGUAGGAGGUUAGAAUGACGGGACGGAUGAAAUCUAAAUUUCGUGAGGGCAGUAAAUGCAUCUUUUCACAGAACAUUAGACUUGCUAUGUUUUUUAGUGAUGCUCUUGGUGUUAGAUUGCGAAAUAUUUUGGUUGCUUAAUUUAAAACUGCUGUGUAACUCGUGAGGUCGACUUGUGUCACGUCUAAUGUUGGUGUCACCUGGAACAAUGUAGAGCUCGAUCAAAACCAAGUUUUAAACGACUGAUCGGUACAGAACUGAAAAAUCGUGUCACACAAAGCAUACAUCAUGUUCAUUGCAACUAGCAUCUAAGAUUAGGGGCACCCAACGAACGUUUUCUGUAAACUAUCUGUUUGGAGAAGCAAAAAUUGCCUAGAAUUUUCUAAAAAUUUCUAGUGAUGACGGUUCCAUUCGUGUACAGUCGAACCUCUCCUUACGGACACCUCUCUAAUACGGACAGUUCACUUGGUCCCGGGAAAAUGCCCGUACAUUCUUUGUAAAAAUAACCUCUAUAAUACGGACAACGGACACGAAAUCUCGGCGCCAGAGAGAAAAUUCAUACAAACUGAACCUCUUUAUUACGGACACUCCAAUGAUAACAGUUCUUAUUCAACACGAUUUGCUGUUUGUCGUUACAUAUCAGAGUGUAAUCAAUUGUCUCAUUGUUCAUACGAUAACAGUGGCUGUGGUCACACUUGGGCUUUUUUUACUAUAGUAAAGUCGAGUUUACUACUGUAAACACGUUUUCUAAUGUGACCGGCUUUUCUCAUUUUACUAUGGUAAACACAGAUCUAGUCAGUUGCGGUGGCAACGGCGGUAGAAUGAAAGCAAAGUUUACUAUAGUAAACUUUCCUAAAACGAUAUGGUUUAUCGCUGGUAUAUCUAAACUUUGUUUAUUCAGUUGACAUCUAGUCGCAUUAUUUUAGAUGCGUUCCCUGAGUGUCACGUUGCUGAAUACUUAAACAUGUAUUUUCAGCGCCGCCAGCCUAUUCUUUUCCUUUUUUCGUGCCAAACAGUACAGUAGAGAUGUCACAGUGACUCAGACAAAUUUUCGCUUUCAUUCGAGGCAAGUCCGCAGUAAAUUCUGGAUUUCAAGGAAUCAUACGCCUGCAUCUAAUGUUCGUGCUUCAUUUCUGAGUCGAGCAUAAAUUUAGAAGUAAAUCAUUCAAUUCAAGUGUUUUUUUAUUCCGUGUAGCCACACUUUUUCUAUCUAUUGUCUGAAUAUGGAUUUUGGUUGGCACGCUUUUUUUUAACAAACCUUCACGUUCUUUUCACUUUAGAGUUCCACCGUUCCUCAAUAGUUUCGUAAUUCCACCAGGCGGUUUUUCAGACGAACACGGCCGCGAAGUAAUUCAGCAUGGACCGCUUAUACUUGGCCGAGAAAAUAAUAGGAUAGAAACAGUAUAAGCAGCGGCACAAUUUUCAGUGAAUGUAUGAUGUACAGACAACUGGAUAAAAAAUAAAACAUUCAUGGAAUGUCGUAGAAAUUAUCACCUGUCCUCAGGCUCAUCAUUGGAGUGACACAUUUCUGUUGGGAAACCAUCUGGAACGUGUUAAGUCAACUAAUGAGUUUUACUAUAGUAAAGUUUUUUUUACAUUUUUUUUACCACGGUUAAAGCCUUUUACCAACGUCAAAUCCCAAGUGUGACCACAGCCAAUUAUCAUGUUAAUCGGUAAAAAUUAUACUAUCGACAUGUAAGAAAUAAGCGUUGACAGGCCAAACACGACUCACAAGCUCGUGAUAAUGUGAAACGUGACCUUGAGAGUCUGCUUGAACAGUGGUUCCCUUUCUUUUUCUCUCUCAAAGGAGGUUACUAGCACUACACAUUGCAUGACUUGUAGCAUUCUAAACUUUGACUGAGUAAAUCUUGUUUUUGCCGCACUAAGUCUUAUGUCCAUUAAACAAUUCAAAUGCACCUCAAAGCCUUUUUUGGGCCAAUUUCGACUUAAAGAACACUUAAUACCAUCAAUGGAGCCUUUAAAGUGACGUAAUAUUCAAGACCUCUAUACAACGGACACCUCUCUAAUACGGACACUUUGCUCUGUCCCUUCGGUGUCCGUAUUAGAGAGGUUCGACUGUACAAGUUUCGAAGCUUAUAACAAAUUCCCUACGAUUUUCUAAAGUUUAAUUUUCCGCAUUUCACUUCUACUUUCGUAGAAAAAUGAACCCUAAAAUUUUCGGAUUCGAAAAUGCGAUGAAGAGAGGAAUGAAAAAAUUCUGACUUUCUUUAUACUUUAAAAUGCGUCUAAAAUACUCGGGAAAAUAAUUCUGAAGCCCUUGUAAUUUCGAAAAGACUCAAGUUGCCCUAGGAUGACCGAACAGAUAGACAUUUUUAGUGCCACUUAAAAUGCUUUUAGAACUCUGGAUAUCCUAAAAAGUGUUUUUAAUGUAUUUAGGAAGAAACCGAUAAUGUAACUUCAAGUGUUUCUGUUUCGAAAUAAACUAUAGGGGGCGGGUUGUAUAUGGGCAACGUUAUCAUAGAAACAUACAGUAAAUAAGCAAUUCGGUUUCGAGUACGUGUUUUGUUUUGCAAACAUGCUAGCCGCGAGCCACAUGUCUCGUUCAAUGCUGUCGUCAGUUGUGGGUUGAUAGCAUGCACCAGCAUAUUAACAUAAUGGAAAAUUUCUGGCCAAUGGCAGCUGUUUCAAGUCUACCAGGUCUACGUUUUACUCCGUCGUGGGUCUUUGCAUUUCAAUAACAAAAGCAUGGUAAACAGUGAGCACUGCUAUCUUGUUUCAAACAAAGCACCUUUUGUGUACAUGUCGUGACUUGCUUCAUACGUCUGACCUUCUAUCAACACUAUUGUGCAACUCCAUUGUCACUCAACUUUGUAUUUUAAGUUGAGUUGAGCUUUGAACAAGUCCUUCAACCGGAAAUGAAUAAAUUAGUACAGUACAAUCAAACCCCGUUAACACGGUGUCCAUAUUAACGGGGUGUCCGCUGAAUUGAAUUUACGGAAAAUCUAAGGGCUUUCUUUUCCCAGGCACAAAGCAAACUGUCCGUAAUAAUGACGUGUCGGUAUUAAGCGGGUGUCCGUAGGGUUGGGUUUGACUCAGUAUUUUGAAAAUCGUGUCUGGUGCUUAAUGCACUACCAUAUGUAGCGAAUUUCUUGAGUUACGGUACUUCAAAAGACUUCAGUAAGUUUUCAAUUUCCUAAUGCACAACGUGACCUAGUAGACUUGUCAUUCAAACAUUUAAGUACAGGCGGACCAUCCGAACUGUUCGAGACAUUGUGAUAUCCCGCGCAUCUUAGGACAUUCUCGUUUUCUAUAAAUAUAUUUGUGGUGAGUGUAAGCUUCAAGGGACUGAUAAAAGGCCACGUAAACGUAGAAAUAAAAUUACUAUUAUUAUGAGAAGACGGCUCUGAAAAACAUACGUUGAGUUAUCUUUAUUCAUCUUUCUUAUAUUUGGGCAAAAAAGCCAGCCAAAAGGUGCAAAAUUCUGUGUUUUAUGAAGUCAUGUUGAAUCAAGCCGAGAGCGGCCGUUACGAAAUACAACUAAAGUAUGGGUCAGAUCACACGUCGCGCGUGACAUCACUAUACCUUGAACAGUUCGCUUGUGAUUUCGCGUUCCCAGCAGUGUAAAUACCAGAUAAAUGACUCAAAGACUUGUCAUAUUUUAAAAAUCUCUUCGCAAAGAAAACUUAAAAUUAAAAGGAGAGACAGCAACAGUAAAAAGUGACCUUGGAAAAGGUGAAAUCCAUCGUCAACAGCACUGACACCGACACCGAAAACUGAGCGACAGAGAUAUGGUAGUUUGCCAUAGAGUUAUUAAUGUACUGACUAAGGGACAGACCGUUCAAUUUUAAGCGGGGGCUAGGGUUCGGCAAUUUCCGCUGAGAAAGAAUUUUUAUCACUAGUAUUUGCAGAAUUUUUUUCGCAGCCCUUUCCAUAAUUUUUUUAAACAUCCAUGGUCGUAAGUGAAAAUACCCCAGAUUGUUUAGUUACAACAAUAAAUAUUUUGUUUAGUGGUUGAGUUUAUUAAAGAAAUUAUUGUAGCACCCAAUUGUUUUGUUUUGAAAUGAUUGGGUUAAGGCCCAGUUCAAACGUCGAAUUCACAUGUGCCGAACUUAAUUCCUAUUUUAGUGGACUAAAAUAGUUGAAUCAAACGUCGGAUUUAACUCUCUGAACUCUGUCAAAUUUAACUCUGCUCGCUGUCAAUAUUCCCAGUAUUAUAAUAAUAAUUUACUAAACUUGAUGCAUUACGUUCGGCACAUGUGAAAUGCGACGUUUGAGUCAAAAGUCAAACCUAAGUCGAACCUUUGACUGUUUCAGUCGCAGACACGGCAAACGUCGCAUUUAAUUUAAAAAGUCGAAUUUAAUUGAUUUAAACGUCGCAGUUCACAUGUAUUUAACUCUGGCGUUAAGUUCGGCACAUGUGAAAUUCGACGUUUGAACCAGGCCUAACUUGAAAAAAUAAUUCUUAUGUUAAAAAAGUUGUUCGUUAAAUUCCGACAUAUCUGACCAUAUGAGUUUCUCUUAUAAAACACAUAAAUUCUUCUCUUGAGCACAUAAAUAAUGGCGAUAAUGACUGCAAAAAGACGAGGCAGUGGAGAUUGCCCUACCCCUAAAUUUUUUAAACGUUAUUAUUAUCAUUAUUAUUAUCAUGAAAUUAUUAAUGAUGAUGAUGAUGAUGAUGUUUCUCUCCCCCUUAUUAUUAUUAUUAUUAUUAUUAUUAGCGGAGCUCCCGCGCGCGAAGCGCGCGCAGCGGAGCACCAUGGGUAACAAAAUUGGGUAAACUAUCCAUCCGAGAAAAUUUGGUUAUGACGUAGAGUACGCCCACCCGUACACACACUUCAUGUAAGCCGAUGUCAAAUGUCACAAUAGAUCUUGCACAACUUGACUAGCCUUUCAGUUUUGUAAGCCAUCCGUAUGAGUACGAUUAGAUUGACAGCUGUCAAAAACAGACAUCCGCUGACAAUUAUCACAUGACCAUCUCGCGGGCUCAGAUCAAAGAUCAGUCGUUUUGCCCCUACAUAUAAGCUGAUAUAAUAUGUCACACUUACCAAUUCAACAUAAAAACGAAACUACCCCGGGCUGGGCUGUCAGUCGGCUGACAGUCGUUUAAAGUUAUAUUGGCAAGCCAAAUUACGGUCAAUUGACAGCUGUCAAAAUGGGAUAUGUGCAUAGAUUAACUUGGGCUCAGGUUCGCUCAGGUACACGAUCUGUCAUUUUCCACUACAAGCCGGACGGAUAUGUCUUACUCACACUCGUAGUCUGUUAAUUCGAAUAUUCGCCAUUCUAAUGAAGGUUAAUUGACAGCUGUCAAACUAGAGUAUACGCUGACCAUCAUCACCUGACUGUAUUGCGGGCUCAUUUUUCUAUCCAUUGAGGUCACCCAUAGCUUAGAAAAUCUAUCUAUCCUAGAAAAUUCGGCAAUCACGUGACCUACAUCGACCACCCGACCUUCCGUCCGUCCGCACCACAGGCAUACCAAUGUUUAACUCACACUUUCUAGCUAGUUUGGGAGCCUGCAACCUGAUAUUGUACAUCCAUGUUUUGAUUAAAUGACAGCUGUCAAAAUAGUGUUUCUGCUGACCAGUAUCGCCUGACCGUAUCGCCGGCUCAGGUAUCGACCCACUGAGUUUGAUUGUUUUUUGAAGUUAUCCGCUGACAAGUUGCUACUUUUCAAAUGAUCGCAGGCUCAAGUUCAAUUUUUUUAAAAUGCAUAUAAAAUAAGUCGUGUUCAUGAGCCGCACUUUUAAAAUUUUGAUUUCGAACUGACCUCGGACGCGAAAAUUCAACCGGCUUUUACAUGCAGGGAAGGCAAUCGUUUUUUACUUUUCUCACUGUCACGCGUUGAUCACGCUCUAAGUCCAAUUUUUGUGUUCUGAUUGGUCAAAAUUUGACAGGUGAGUUCAUGCGGAAAAUUUAUGCAGCGUCUGGAAAAUUGUUUACUUUGACAGCUGAAGCUGACAGAGUUUUGUGUCAACUUGUGAUGUUUUUAAUUGUCUUUUUCCACUUGCUGUACAAAAUGAAAUACAGCUGCUAUCAAGAUUGUUCUGUAAUUCAUGGCUGGUUUGUUUAUUGCGCUUUUAUUGACAAAUGCACCGCUUGUCAAAGUCUUUGGAAAUCCGAUUUCGGAUGGCAUCGUUUUCAAAAAUGAGCCUACUCACUUGCCCUUGCUUGAGGCGUAAGAGGGUUGAAAAGUCUCAAGCGAUUCUGGAACACUUGAUGACCUUCAGAAGCAGCAUCUCGACUGGUAAGCCUGAGCAAUUAUUGUCUUUGAUGUGUGUUUUUUUUUUCGGUUUCCUGACGUCGAGCGUAUUGUUUAUGCGGCUUAAGUUUAUACACGAGCAAUGAUCUAACCUACAAUAGUAUCAGGUUUAAAAAUCCUUUAGACGUCUUUUGACCGCAAAUUCAAAGAAAAGGUUCCGAAGAAUAUUUAGUUAUGAUUUUGGCUGUAAACAGAAAGCUCUGAGCGAUUUUCUUGCCUCGAGUUCAUCUUGCAAAAGAGCAGACACCGGGAAGCCGGCUUAAAACAUAAAUAAGCUUUAUAUGCUUACCUGACUCAUGAUUUUCAGAGACACUUUACUCUCAAUAGUUGUCUUCGUGAAUGAAAAUUAUUGUCUCUGUACAUGUUUCACCGAAUUAUAUUUAUUUUAUUGAUUGUUAGUAGUCCCUCUCGCAAUUUUUAUCGCUGCACCGGUUGUUUCGAGUCGAACAUAAACAUCGCAUGCAGGAAUACUCAAAACGCAGCGCGUAAAUAAUCACUAGCUUUUAAAGAUUACACAUAACAAGACCAUAAACAGUUUUACAAAUACAGGGAAAUAAAACCUAAACAUAACAAAAUCUCUAUCAUGUUGAAGCGUAACUCUUUUAAUCGCACUGCAAAUUUGGUGCCUGUCAAAAGUGAGAACCCGUCCGGCUGGCCGAAAAGGUGAUUUUGGGAAUUUUUUUCAUCGUUUUCACUAAAAGCCCAUAAUUAUUAAACUGCAUAUCACAUAGGAACAGAUUUUUCUAACUGAAAAGUCCCGGCAUUAUGGAAUUCUCUUCAUGAAAACGUUUUAUAAUGUGCUCAAUGCUAUAAUUUGUUGUGCAAAGGAAGGGCGUGCUUUGAUCACAGGUAACCCAGGCUCACUGUUAGUGCCACGUUCGGAUUUCAUAACAUGGUUAAAUAUAGAGAACAUAUGUGGCGAAGUUUAGGUCUGGAAAUUUGCUAGAAAAUGGAAAUAAAAAUCGAUGAAACUUAUCAUGUGGCAAGUUGUUGUUGUCCUUAAUGUGUACACGAAGUUUCGGGAAAAAUAGUCUGCUUCACCGUUCCUUCAUAGUAUUAUAUUUCAGGGUUGUCCAAUUAUUAGUCUCUCAAACGGAGCAAUGUUGGAGAGACUGGUGAAUGCCACAUUAUGAUGCAACAGCUAAUGCAAAUACAAUACACUUUCCAGGCCUAAUCUACUGUGAUCGAACAUGAUUGCUAUUUUUGGGUGUACAAAUAAGACUACUAACUCAAUGUAAAGUUUGUUUCACUCCUGGACUGUCAAAUUAUUUUUCUCUAAAAUCACUUAGCCUUUGCCUCAAAAGUCACAUGAAUGUACCCUGAUCUGUGGAUUGCAAGUUUAUUGUUUCAUUUAAAUUAUGAAUUUAUUAACGGGAGCUUCGCUUUUAGCCCUGGCUAAAUCUAUAUUAUUAUUAUAUUAUUAUUAUUAUUAUUUAAGGUAAAAAUAAAUGGUAAAAGUUUACAACGACGUUUGCGUGCUUCGGCCAUUCUCAAGUUCAGCGUGAGAAUGAAAAUUUAGCAUAUAUAUCUGACUGGAUUGGCAAAAACAUGGUUAUAGCAAUCUCCCUCACAUACCUUCUGACUGAGUCUUGUAGUGGAGCAUGUUUUUUUUGUUUUUGUUUUUCAUAGUUACGUUUUAUUCAUUUAAUUUGUACCGAAUAUUUACUGAAUAGGCUGCAGUACUAAGACUUUGAUGAGUUUCUCACUGGUAUCAAUCUACCACCCCCACCCCCAAAGUUUUUCAUAUCUUCCCAUAAUUCUCUCUUUAUGUCAGUUUGAAAUCAGCGCGCGGAUUAGACCGAACUCGGCUCUCAUAGUGGGUUGUCUUAGAGUUUUUUUUGGCUGCCUUGAGCAAAGUCUUCCGGAAGGCAUCAUUAAGCCUUAUGAAGGAGCAAUUAUCACGUCUGGCAAAGUUUGCUGCGUCCAAUAUCUUCUCGUAUUUCGCCUUAUUUCGGGCUACACGGGUGAAAGACUGAUCCGGGGCUUGAGACCGAAAGAUUGGAUAUUGCGAGCUUUGUUGUUGGCAGUAACAAGUCUUCGGCCUCACAAAGUAGGUUCUAGGGUUGAAAUCUGUUCGGCGAGAUGGAAAUUCAUGCUGAUUUCUGACCAGGCCAAAGACUUAGUAAAAAAUUGUUUUGAAGGAGGGGGCUAUAUGUCUCCUUUUCAACCGCUGGUUUACAACCGGGAUCUUGAAUAAAUCGACUGUCAGUGAGUCGAGAAAAGUUCCAUGCGACGAUUUAUGUGGAGAAAGCGAGAGUUUUACGGAGUAAUUUGACGAUGUUUCGCCCGUGUUAAGUGUGGAAGUAUUAUAUUAAAGUGGUUUUCGGAAGUGUUGUGAUCAGGGAGAGGGGGGGCAUGGCAACAUGGCAGUCGAAGGCGGGACUGUUUCUCACUCUUAUAUUUUGGUAAUUCGCAAAUUUAUUGAUUUUAUGUCGCUUUUCAGACAGUGUGUGGUUUUCUUUUCCUGUUAAACAAUUUCCCUCUGCGGAGUUUGGAAUAUGCAACAUAUAGCUCUGUACAGCUGAUAAGAACCGCCGAAGAGUUGAGCUAUCGAGCAGUGUUUUGCUGCAAACCUUAGGAAAGUUAAAGUCGCUUCAAGGUACAGAGCUUUCAGUAGUAGUUGUGAUUUGUUUAUUAGGCUCGUUUUGAAUGUUAACUUUAGAUUCAAGGUGUUGACUGAUCGUAAUAAACGACGUGAAAUGAUAUGAAGUGUGACUGUUUAUUCAGUUAUGAUUGUAGACCUGUAAGCUCAUAUUUAUAAAGCUCUCUGAAUAUAUUUGCUUCCGAUAAAUUUGACACUUUCUCCAGUAAUUUUUAUCAGCAUCAAAUUAUCCUUACCCGGGAAAAAACGACGUGACCUAUAAAUCGAUCGAGCGCAUUGUUGUUGGUUAAGAUCUAGCACGGUUUUUCCCCGCAAUUUCAGUACCGAAAAACAAAUACGAUAUGCAAGAAAAACAAAGAUAAACGAUAGUAUUUUUUUCAAUUCUUUUAGCAUUCUGAUUUCCUCUGCCGGUUCGCUUCUUGCUUCUAAAAAGUCUAAAAAUAUUUACUGUGAGAAAAAUACUGCAAUUAUCCGCUGACCACCACGCAGGGUGACCGCUUUGCAAGUUGUGAAAACAUCGUUUCUUGGUCCCACACCUCGUCUCUUCCCCCCCCCCCCCCCCCCCCCCCUGCUUUCUCUGUCUAUCCUUUCUGUUUUUGUUUUUUUUUUUGUUUUUCAGUUUUUUUUCAUAUUUACAAUUCCACAAACUCGCCAUUUUUCGUUUUUUUUUUCUCUUCUAAUGAAGCACUCUUUUUUUUUUUUUUUCUUAUAUUUUACUUACCCCCCCCCCCCGACCCUGGUUGUGAUUUCCGUCGAAGUCAUUUAAUGUUGACUUUUGGUUUUGCAACGACGAUUUCUGUCAAAAUCCUGAAGGCAACAAACGCGAUUUUUGUCGUUCUUCUGUGACCUUAAAAACGAUCAUUUUUGUUCUUUUCCAAAUUCAAAAGGUAAUAUUUUGCAAAAGGCGCUGACUUUUUUGCAUGUAUUGGAUAUCUCAACUUGAAGUACAUUCUACUCAAUGCUCACUACUGACAGUUCAGGCCAUUUUUAGGUGAUUGAGGAAGUUGCAAUAUUUUAAAGCAGUGUAAUCUUGUACGGCCGAUUUUGGUCUGCACGGCCGUCAAUGGUUUAAUCACCAAGAAACCAUUAGGCGCGCAAAGCAUAUUCAUGAAUAUAUUCAUUGAUCAUGUUCUUAAUGUUGUGAAUAGAAUGUGAGAACACAUCCUCUGAGCUUUCUUCGAGUACUCCUGUUAUGAAGCAAGAGUGUAGCGUGAUUGUGGGAUGGCGUGAUUUUAUUCCUUUUAAAUUUUGUUAUUAAUAGUUUCACUCGUCUGUCAGAGCGACAGAGAACUUGCCGACAGAUCGGAUUAAAAACUAAAGCUCAUAGAUUCAAGAAAGUCACGAUUUUGUGUAGUGUGUGAGCGAGCCAUUGUAUUGUGAGGAUUGAAGCCGUGAAAUAAACCCCGUUUUGCUUAAAACUGUGAUAUCGUGAAGAACAGCCGUACUUCAUUCACGACAACUCCAUUCAUGUCCUGUCAGAGGACCAGCUCUAACACAGUCUUGACACUUGAAGAACUUGUCUCCAAGCGUGAAAAACCGAUGGAGUGUACCAAGAAAUUUACUAUAAUGUGACGAGAAAGUAGCUCACAAAUUCAGUUAUCGUGCUGCCCACCCCACGUCCUCAAUCAUCGAGUUUCCAUAGCGCACGCCAGUUUGCCCAGAAAACGAAAGCUUUCAAAACACUGAUUUUCCCACCAAAAACACAUAACAAGGGGAAGAGAUGAGAGACUCAUCUGGUCUUUGAGGUUUUGGUGCUUUUGUGACGAAUGGGUGCGCUGUUCUUUGAUGCAGGAGAGAUUUGUCAGUUGAGACUGCACACAGUGACCUGCCUUGCUUAGUGUUAUGUAGGAAAACAACACGAAACAACGAGCCGCAAAAAGUGUGAAAUGGCCAUGAAUAAGGCGUUGGUUUCUAUCGUUGCCUACAAUUUUACGUGUUAACAACUAUACUCACGUUAUACGUUUUUACAACCAUAUUCAUAAAAAGUCUGUAAAUCGUUCGUAAUAUGCAAAACAGUGUCAAAAAACACGAUAAUGUGUUCGGUUAUGCACCGAUCUUGGCCUGCCUGUGGUGCCAUCAACUGAGAGAAAGGCCUUGAACAAGAAGGCCUCAAACUGGUAUAAACAGAGAUGGCCUUGAAGAAAUGGAGCAAGAAUUUCUUUUUGGAACAUUUUGUCCAGACAAACAGGACUACCUUUUCAGAUGGAAUCAAUCGGACCAAGAGAGAAUCGCACCCAAUUUGCUUUCAAACCGGAUUUUCGGGAAACAUACAAACAGUAACCUUGGCAAACUUCAUCAUGAAGCAACGUGCAUGCACGUGAUUUGUAAAACUGACCUUCGUCCUCGCUUGAUCACACGAUGUGCAUUGUGUAAGUUGUCACGUGGUCACGAGUACAUAAACGAUGUCUAGCGACACUGACCUUUCUUUCACUUCUACACGGCAUGGGAACAUCAUAACCGUAUCUGAGUUUGGAAUAACUUGUGCAAUUUUUUCGUUUUUUAGUCACCUCGUACCGCUACGACCAAAAGCAGUUGACUUUUCCGUUGAUUGGACCUCAUUGUCUUUGGAGCAAAAGAAGUUCCGACUUCCUGCAGAAAAACAAGAGCCUGUACUCGCCAAAGAAAGAUGCAUAUUAACCACCGAAGUCGUUCCGGCUUCAGAGAUCCGUUUUCUCUUCUCUUAGGUUUUUUGGUUUGAUUAUUUUAUGUGCGAGACGGAUAUAUCGCAGCGGUACUUUCGCAUUGUCCGUAACUAAAGCCAUCCCGUUUUAAAUAAGGUAUUAAAAGCAUGGCGCUCAGGAUCUGGUAUGCAAUAAUUUCUGUCGGCUUCUGCCCUACCUUGGCGCUUUCGUUUUUAAUUUCUCGAAGAUGGCCAAACGGUUUGUAACUAGACAGUGACUGCAUAUUUCUGGCACCAUUUCAGGGCUUUCUGAAGAGACUAAAGACAGAUACAGCAUGACGAAGCCCCGCCUGCUUUGUUUGGGGCCUUGAGCUUGAAUCAAAAGCGUUUAAGAAAUACACUACAGAAUUGCUUCGAUAAAACCUGACCGAAGUAUUGAAUACUAAUAUAAGACGACAAUAAAAUUAAAUAAAAGAAUCGUAAUCUGUGGACUAAAAGCCCGAAACCCAGGCGUAAACUCCGCGCUUUUACGCUGGCUGUUCGUUCUCUAGAAUUCAUAAUGACUAACCUGAUAAUAGCUGCUUCUACUAUAACAACUUCUGAUGAUAUUUUGCUUUUGCAGUGGCGAGGGAUGAAUGUCACGCGGCAAUUAUUUUGACCAUGGACCGGGAACGGACCGGUUUACCCUUGAGUACAUCCACAAUGUAUGAAAAGAGUGAGCAUUUGGCCUCAUAACAAGUCGCGUUGCAUUUGCGUGACGUUGUAAAGCGUAAGCGAAGUGAAUGGCUGUCAAAACGCCGGUGUAACACGUGACAGUUGUGUAAAAAUGUCAGAUUAUGUUCAACGUCAAGAUCAAGAGAAACAAGAUAGAACACAAAAAUCCACACACAAAAUUGAGCAGCAAAAACACUUUGUAGCGGUAUCCUUAGUUUCUUUCUGUCUUUUCUUGUCACUCGCUGUCGUUCACCAUCACUAUGAUCACUGGCCUCUUGGCAAAAGAUACCGAUAGAGGUGUUUGAGAUUAUGUCGAGGUCAGAGGUCACAGCCUCGUUGUGUUUGUAACGGAAAUCGGUCAUGGUUUGCGUGCGUGUAUGUGCCAGAAACAGCGAGGUACGAUAACAGGGCACCCAGCGACUGUUUUCUGAAAAAUAUCUGUUCGGAGAACCAAAUAUUGCCUAGAAUUUUCCAUAGCUUGAAGCCUAAAAAUUUCUUGAAGACCGUUCGUUCAUGUUCAAUUUUCAAAGGUUAUCCUAAGGUUAUCCUAUCAAUUCCCUACGAUUUUGUGAACUUAGAUUUUUCACAUUUUACAUCCCAGGUUAGGUUAUUUUUCGUAGAAAAGAGGAACCCUAAAAUUAUUGGAGUCAAAUAUGUGAUGGAUAGAAGAAUCUGAAAAUUCUCCAGCUUUCGUAAUACGUUAAAUUGCAGCUAAAAUUUUCGGGAAAAUAACACUGAUCCGAAGCCCUGGUAAUUUCGAAAAGAGUCGAGUUCCCCUAGGAUGACCGAACAGAUACAAAUUUUGUAGCGCCGCUUAGAAUGCAUUUCUAGAGAUCUAAAAGUACUCUGGGUAUACUAAAUAAAAGAAAAAGAAAAGAAAAGAAAAGAAAAAGAAUCUGUACGCGAAAAGAAUCUAUAUCAGGGGCACCCAACGUCAGUUUACGGAAAAUAUCUGUUGGGAAGACGAUUUGAGAUCUAGAAUUUUCGGAACGUUUGUUGUAAAAUUUCUUGCUUGCCCGCCUCUCCUAGGAUUUUCGAACAUCUAAAAAAUGGAAUAAUUGCCCAUUUUUAAAGGAUUUUUACCCUAAAUAAGUCACCUAGAAUUUUCGGGAGCCUUUUUUUCUGGCUGAAAUUUUCGAAAAGGUAAGUUUUGAUCCCUAUAAUUUUCGGAUCACUAGACUUUCAGCAAGGAAAUCCGAAUAGUUGAAAAAUUUUUAGGGAAUAAAAAUAUGCCUAUAUCUACCGUUUAAAUACUAAAACACGUUUAACAAUGCUAUGUUUAAGCGGUUUUGAACUAUAUUCUCGUUGGGUUCCCCUGCCAUAUGGGAUCAUGGAAACAUAUAAAUUUUGAUCGAUUCAGAAAAAAAGGAUUGUAAAUCAAGCAAAAAACAACUAUCAGGACUAAACUAAACAGAUGAAAUAUUUUGCACUUUCCCUUACAUUUUUUUCUUAAUGUUGAAUCGGGAUGUCGUUCGGUCUGGAAUCGGGUAUGGUUUUCGAGGGAACUACAGGACUGUAUGAACGUGUCGUUUCAAUUCCACAUGAAUAAGAAAGAUAGAGAAAUAUGCAAAUUCGAAAUGGAUUUUAAGAAAUCUUUUUUGUUGAUGUUCUAAUCUAAGUAAUGAUGACAUAAUUUCUUAAAGGCAAGGUCUGAAAACGGGUGUGAAAAAUAACAUUUUUGGUCUGAAAUAAAGUCAGAAUUUGGCGAACCGGGCGGCACACCCCUACCAAGAAUUAUUAGAAGUACCCCCCCCUCCCGGGGGGGAGUUAUCACGAGAUGUUGCUGAAAAAAAAAUUACACAGGUACACCACCCUCUGAUUGCGUGGCCGUUUUUGUUAUUGAAAUCUGAGCAUCGAUCUUUUGUACUUUAUGGGAAAAAAUACAGUUGAACAUCAAAACGUAAAUGUUUAAAUAACUGUUCAUAAGCCGGUUUCUCUUGGGAUCAAUUGCAAUCUCCUGCCAGCAUCCUACUUUUUGGCUGGCUCUUUUGAAUUUUUUGCAUGCUUUCUGAUACAUGAUGUUGUCAAUAAUAUGUGUUAGUGAUCUAUUGCUAUGGGUACAAGAUAUGACGUCAAAAGAGAGACAAGUUCAAUCAACUCCCUCUUCCCCAGGGGUUUCCUUAGAAAAUGAGAUAAAUAAGCCCAGAGACCUGGGGACGGCGAGGUUGGUCAAACGAUUGUUAAGCAAACACAGUAUUAUAGAAUGAUAUGUUUCGAGAGAAGAAGCGCAGAUAAGAUCUUUGAGUUCCUGGUGGGAGUUGUCACAUUGAUGGGAAUCAUUCACAUGCCAUUGGCCAUUUUUCUUUUGUUUUUUCUUCUACCUCUAGGUCUUUUUAAGGGAAGUGCAUCGAUAGACGCUGACUUCAUCCGAGUAGACGUCGUAACCAACUCGGGAGAAAGAAAGACCGACGUCCACAUGCACGUGUUUCCAAAACAGGAGGUUCUCGAAAGACCACAAAAGCCUGUUGGUAUUCCAUUGAAUGUAGCACUGGUUAUGUUCGACUCGACUUCAGCAGCAAACUUUGUACGGAAAAUGCCGAGUAGUCUUGAAUACUUGAACAAAUCAUUGGGCUCUGUCUUUAUGCAAGGUAAGGUAACGUGCAUUUGGGUUUGCUGGGCCGUAGCCAGACGUUUCGCGCAUAGAGGACAUGCAGGCGGCAAGAUCUGUGAUCGUCUAGGCCUGGGGGGGGGGGUCUGUCGCCAUUUCCCCGAAAAGAAAUCUAAAUGGGCUAAAACGCUAGCGUGUUUUAUUAAGUAUUUCCUCAGAAAAAUCAAUGUCCUUCAACUGAAUAUUAUCAUUUCCCAACUAAGCAUUUUGCUUCUUUGUAUUUCUUAAUUAAUGUGUGUUACCCACCUGUCAACAAACAAAUGUUUAAAGAAAAAUGACCUGGGUGUUUAAAUAUUUAAAUACUAGUUGGUGUUUUUUUUUGUAGGGAGGGAAUGGGAUGGGUUUGUGGUUGUGGUGGGGCAGGACGCCGGGUUGCGGCAAAAGGGGAAGAGGGGGGGGAAAGUGUUGGGUUCGUGGGGGGGGGGGGGGGGGGGGGGGGGGGUCUGUCGACAUUCUCCCGAAAAGAAAUCUAAAUGAGCUAAAACGCUAGCGUGUUUUAUUAAGUAUUUCCUCAGAAAAAUCAAUGUCCUUCAACUGAAUAUUAUCAUUUCCCAACUAAGCAUUUUGCUUCUUUGUAUUUCUUAAUUAUAGACGCGUUUUGUACUCAAUUUAUUUGCCUUUCCGUGUGUGAAAGCCAAGUAGUGUGGGCAAGAGUUUGCCGGUUUGCAAGUUGAGGGCGCUUUCCAUUUGUCAGAACUGACCGGCAAGGCCAUUCCCGCCGUAAUGAGAACUUCACUUUUAAUUAAAGCUAUCCAGCCAGAUCAGUCAAAUCCUAGAUGGCAUGCACGAAGGAAAUCGUUUUUCAUAAAAAACUCUUGGAAAAAGCCCAUUUCAUUUUCAAAAUGACAGGUCCGGCCGGCCAGUUCUGACUUUUGGAAAGAGUCCGGAGUUUCAGUUUGUUGCGCGACAGUUAUGGUUGCACUUAUUACAACUUACUCAGGCAACAACCCAUAACUGUCAGUUUCUCGCUUGAUCUUCUUAGUGGACCGUUUUAUUGGGCCGCCUCGGUCAUGAAUUUGCUUGUCACGGAAAGUUACAAAGGAAUAUGGAGGAGAAACCGCUGCUUUUAAUCUCUUGCUAUUUUUUCCAGUAUUCCGCAAUGAAUUGUACACUUGAGCUUGCGUACAGACAAUUUCAACUGGUCAGCGGAUACUCUUUUUUGACAGGAUUAAAUUAACUGCAAAAACCGUGGACGAAGAUCCUGCUAGUUGUAAACGUUGGAUCUCUAGAAAAGAGAUCUAAUCAGCCAAAAUAUAAAGAACCAAAAACGAGAAGUCCAAAGACUCCUGCAAAGCUGAUUCAGAACAACGUGUAUUGUUCUUUCAUAACAAUAUUUCGGCUUCUUCAGGUUUACAGAUGUUACUGAACUUAUGUAGGAAUCACAAUAUUAUAUAGAUGGAGAAUGUCGCAAUAAAAAUUGUUUAAAAGGGAGAGGCGAAAAUGACGUACAACACCAAAACUGGAAAGUAAAAAUACUAAUGACACGGAUUACAAUAAUUCGUCACGGCGGUUUAGGCCAUGAGGUUCAAGAGUCAUGGCCUUAUCUAUCAAAUGCGACUCCCUGGCCUUACGAACUGAGUCACGUGAAGAACGAAUUUUCUCUAGUGGGAUUAACGGCAUGUCAGUAUGAGUGUGGUUAGAGUGAGAUAGAAAGUGUUCAGAAACAGUAGUGGGUUUAGAUUUAGUGUUAGUUUUGUCGACUGCACGUCUGUGUUCGUUAAAUCUGUCCUUGAGACGUCGCUUAGUUUCACCUAUAUAUUGUAAAUUACAACGGUUACAUUGAACCAUGUACAUCACGUUUUUAGUGUUACACCUGUAGCGUAAAAGGUAUAACUUGUGAGGCCGUUAGUAAUGUAUGGACAAGUGGCACAAUUUUGUCCACAGCGAAAGAAGCCUGGCGGAAAAUGAUUGUUGGAGAUAACGGGUAAUUGUGCUUUAACUAAAAGGUGGCGAAGAUUAGGGCUACGUCUGUAAGAAACAAAAGGCGGUUUUUAAAGACGUCUUUGCAACGUUUAGAGGAGUGUAAGAUGUUAAAAUGUUUGCGUAGGAUAUUAGAAAUGCGUGCAACUGCUGAGUUGUAUGUGACAACGAGUGUUACAACAUCGUUAGAAUCUCUAGGUUUAGUCUGUAACGCUUUAGUACGAGAAAUAUUGGCAGUACGUAGAAACUGAUCUUCUAAACCUGAAGAAGGUUAGGGCUGGUAUGGCCAGCCGAAAUAUUGUUAUGAAGAAACGAUACACGUUGUUCUGAAUCAGCUUUGCAGUAGUCUUUGGACUUCUCAUUUUUUGGUUCUUUCUUGACAGCUGUCUAUUUACCAUAACAUGGAUGUCCACUAUCAAGUUAAACACAGAUUGUAUAUGUCUUGGACAGCUACAUGUAGUUAAUAAUGCCCGGUCAUUACAAGGAAAUUUUGCCCGCUCAGCAGCUAAUCAGAACGCGCGUACUGUUGCAACCAUAUAAUGAAGUUGUUUACGUUGGCUUCGUCGACCAGGAAAAAGCACUGAAAAGCAAAAACUUUGGUUUUUUCGAGAGGAUUAUGGGGUUAGGUAAUUUAGGUUUUUGAUCACCAAAAGUAUGGUGUUCCAGGGCUGUUAGAAAAGUUGAAAUAUGCCGAUGGAUCGAUUGAGCGACGUACCUCAGUCAUGGCAGCCACCAAGCGACCGUGAUAAAUCUGCAAAACCGUAGCUAAUAAAGCACUUUUAUAUUAAGGCAUUUUUUCGAUAAGAAGGACGCUGAAAACUUUGCGUGACCAAGAGCUCUGCGUGGCGGUGCACUUGUUUGCUGAGGAGGUAAACACAGAGUCGGAUUUGGUUUUGAUUUUGCAUGGAAAAGCGCACUUAAGAACAAUAUCGUCCGGAACGCCCUAAAUUCUGAUUGGCUGGAAAUAAGAUAGGCUUGGAACCUGCCGCCUUACCCUGCAAACAAUUUUCAAAUGCCUUGCCAUAAAAUCCCAUUGUGAUGUCGUCAUAACGGUGUCUUUUAAGGCAGGAUUUUCAUUUUUACUGUUCAAAGUUUGAUACCUUCUCAUAUAGGCUUUUAUUUCCCUGACAUUUUUGGAAGUUUGCUAGGUCUCCCUGCUUUAAGAGGCUGUUUUUCAAAGUGUUUUUGUUCGAAAAAGAAGUGUUACCGACGAAACGUAAUCCGUUAUUUACAUCAGCUGACUAUAACUUUACACAUGCUUACCUGUGUUUUCAUUUCAUAGUGAAUAAAUACAGUCCAACUCCACCAUAUGGACUGAACCCCGUUAAUACUACCAAAUUUCUCAAGGUCGGACUGUGAACUUUAAACGGUUACGCUUUACCCCUGAAUAGAAAAUAAACGCUCUAGAAGUUUAAGCGCCGUGAGCCAAAAGAGAAAAAAAAAAAAAAAAACAGCAAGAUCAACAAAAUCGUUGAGCCGAAUAUGGGGAAUAGUAAUCUCCGAUAUCCAGAUCUUGCCCUUUAGUGACUGCUAGCACGUAGCGGAAAGACCGCAUUUGUCAUAUAUUCUUCUUUUUUGAAUUAAUUUUUUGGCCAAUUAGCAUGGGAAUGGCGGGUCCAAACAUUUUAUAUUUUUUAGUAAAUUUUGCAGAUUUUGAAUGGCUGUAUUUCGGUCCAUUUUGCCACGAUAGACACAAACUUGAGGAUUUUUAAAGCUUGAUGUACUCUUUCCGACUAUGUGAGUCUUGUGUUAAUGAUCCUAUAAAACAAAGCGUCGAAUCAAGUCCCCGUCGGCUUAAAGUUGGCACAAGAGCCAUAGUGGCUCUUGGUUGGCAAUCGAAAAUCUUAGUGCGGAAUAAGCCUGUGUAGUAGGCUUCGAAACGGGUAGGGGAUCAGGAGGGAGGGAAAAUGGGAGUUCUUGCUCUCCCCCUCCCCCUCUCCGUUUUUCGCCUGCCACAAAGUCUAUGCGAGAUAAGGCGGAUGGUUGAGUGUUUGUGCAGGUUUGUUUUUGGUGUGAUUUACAGGUGAAACGAUUGUGGGGGAUGGUACCACCGCACAACUUUCCGCAAUGCUUACUGGAGUGGAAGAAAAACGUCAAGUGGAAGCGCGGAGAAGAAUAACAAACUCUCAACCAGUUGACAGCUGGCGCUGGAUUUUUAAAGACUACAAAGACAAGGGAUACGCCACGAUGUUCUCCGAAGAUUCACCUUACUUUGCGUCGUUCAAUUAUCGUUUACAUGGUUUUAAAGAUCCACCCACUGACCAUUACGCAAGACCCUUCUGGAUGGAAGCUGACAAUCACAUCAAUGGGUAUUGUAUUAAUAACCGAGCGUCCCACGACGUUUCGUUGAAGUAUCUGUUGAGUCUCUUUCGCAGGUACAGAGACACACCAAAGUUUGGAUUCUCUUCCCAUGCAGUUAUUUCUCAUGAUGACCCGAACACGGUUGGUUACGCAGAUGCAGAUCUGAAAUCGUUUCUGGAAACUUUUGAGAAAGAGACAUUCCGAAAUAACACCUUGCUGAUCAUCUUUGCGGACCACGGAGCACGGUUUUCAGACUUGAGGAAAACAAUCCAAGGAAAACUAGAAGAAAGGUUUCCAUUCCUGGCGAUCACUACGCCUAAAUGGUUUCCUGAAAAGUACCCUGACCUCUACAACAGUCUCGUCCAUAAUUCUCGUGUCCUCACGUCACCAUUUGAUGUGUACGCCACCUUACGCCAUAUUUUGUCGUACCCAGAAUAUCCGACGGGAAUCUUAAUUGGCCAAAGUCUGUUUACUAAAAUUGACGAAAGAAAUCGCACAUGCGCAAGUGCCGGUGUUGAGGAUCAUUGGUGUCCCUGUCUGAAUUUGGAAGAAAUUUCCACUGAUGAGCAAGUAGUUUUUCAGUCAGCGACGUUCGUGCUCAACCAUAUCAAUAACCUGACCUCACAGACUGGAGAACUGUCCGGCUUUUGUCAGCGGCUGACUUUGAAGGAGAUAACAAGCGCUUUUCGUGACAUGCCAGGCGAAGCUAUGCAGAGAUUUCGUGACACCAAGCAUCGUUCGGAUGAUGCCUGUGACUAUUGUGAAGCCGUGAUGGGCGAUAAAGCUGAAAACACUCUUGUUAAAGACACUUUGUAUCAAUUACAGCUGUUAACAGCUCCAAAUAAUGGAUUUUAUGAGGCUUCUGUGAGAAUUACACGAGGUGUUCUUUCCAUUGUAGGAGAUAUCAGUCGUAUUGAUGCUUACAAAGACCAGCCAUACUGUAUACAAGAUACAUUCCCCCUUCUACGUAAAUUUUGCUACUGUUAUCCAACAGCGUCUCUGAAAGCGUAG